AUGCUGAAAUUCCCUCUCCGUUUUCCAGGUCUUUCUUUUGACAUCCUGCACCGCAGUAUGGCAUCGAGUAGCUAUAUGAAAGCGGUGAUGCUGCUAUUAGCGGUGCAGCUCCUGUCUUUUAGGACAUGUUUUGGCGAGCAGGAGACAGGGACGGUAAUUCCUGCCGAAAGUAAGUGGUUUUAUUUAAUAGGUUUUAUUGUCUUUGUUGCUUUUGAGAUUACACACAAUGAGCAUUUGUUACUGUAGUGCGGAUGACUAUUGUGCAUAGGGAGAGAAAAUAAAUCCUAUUUAUUCAACCUAAACAAAAUCUAAUCUGAUUGCCUAAUCGAUAGGUUACCAAUUGAGAACAGCCAUUGAUUGAUAAGGUGUAGCAGCAUAUAAGGUAUUAAUUGUAAUUAUAAACCUAUUCAGUAUUGAUUUUGUUUUCAUAAUUGCAGUAGCCUAUAUAUAAUUAAUUAUACUGAACACUAUUAUUAUAUUUUUGUCUCAUUGUCUUCCAGGUCGUCCCUGUGUGGACUGUCAUGCAUUUGAAUUCAUGCAGAGGGCACUGCAUGACCUCAAGAAGACUGCUUUCAACCUCGAUGCCCAGGUAACAGUUCAUAUCCUUUUCUAUUUCAGUAACACCUUAUGUUACAGUGUAAAUAUUAUUGUAAGUACAGUGUAAUGACUAUUGCAUUUACUCAGUGCUUGAAGUGGGCUGGAGCUGUCCACCUCUAAUUUUCUAUAGAUUGAGAACUGGCACCUGCUAUAGAAUAGGCUAUUGGCUUUAAUAUAUUAUGAGUAACAGAACCUAAAUAUAAAGACUUCCAGCAUCCAAAACGAGUAUCAGCACCUAUUUCAUUCCACUUCAACCACUGAUCAGUGGCGUGUCCAGUACAUUUUGAAUGGGGUGGCCAAGGUGGGGCACAUACCCAGUUUAGGGGGGCCAUUUCACUUACAUUUACAUUUUAGUCAUUUAGCAGACGCUCUUAUCCUGAGCGACUUACAGGAGGAACUAGGGUUAAGUGCCUUGCUCAAGGGCACAUCGGCAUAUUCUUCACCUAGUCAUUUUUAACCUUAAUUGAUGCAAGGUGGAUUUUUCCAAUAUAAUUAUGAUGGUUCAACGCAUUAAAUGCUUCAGCUUAGGUUUGGGACAUUUCCCUGUUCAAGUAAUUCAUUUUUACAGUGUUUGCAUUCAAGCUCAGUAUUUAUUUCCGCAUACAGCAGUAAAUUCACUUGAAAGUGCCAUCCAGAGUGCGAAUUACACCAUGAUAUUUUGGGGUCUGUAUUUUUUUACAGGACAUUUUAAAAAUAGAAGGUUAAUUAGGUUACCUGCGUACGUUCGUCUACUCCGAAAUAAGUCCAUCAUCCGAAAGAGUGCAUUGUGCACCCGCCAUUUGAAUGGAAACUGAUAUAUUUUACAAACACCAUAAGUGUAUUGACAUUCAGCCUACAAAGUGGCUUGGAAACAUGGAUGCCAACGGAAGCCAGUCUUACCCCAACAUUUAAAAAAAUACAAAAAUAAACAAACUAAACUGAUUUCUCAUUCUUGUCUAUCCUUGUUUCAUAAGUUUCCUUCAAUUUGCAAGAGGCUGAAUCUAUUUCAUCAGAGAAAGCGUCAAACAGCGCCCCUUUGUCUUAGUAUCUGUAGCACCCGUAUAUGAUGGUGUAUGGCCAAAAAUAAUAUGACAUGUCAUACUCUUUUUGGACAGACAGCGUGGGUUAAACUUUGAGAUUAAUGAGUCUUGCUGUCGGUGCGCAUCUUGGUCAAAAAUUCCUCUGUACAGUUCUUCUAUAAGUUGCCUGCUGUUGUGCCCUUGAGCAAGGCACUUAACCCCCUACAAUUGCUCCAGGGGCGCUGCACUGCGGCUGACCCAUUCCUUCCAACCCCGCGGGUGUCUGUGUCUUGGGGGGUUGGAUUGUGAGCGUAAAGACACAUUUCUGUUCUCUAUAAGUUAAUGGACAAAGUAAAGUAUUAGCCUUGUUUAAAAGGUUUACUCAGACUGGUGCUCCCUAACAUGGCAUUGCCUCUAUUUCUUCCUAGACUGAGACCCUGGUGUUGAGGGCAGAGAGGCGAGCCCUGUGUGACUGCAUGCCCACUAAUACCCUGCGCUGA
This is a messenger RNA of Coregonus sp. 'balchen', 2095 nucleotides long. Lineage: Eukaryota; Metazoa; Chordata; Actinopteri; Salmoniformes; Salmonidae. The record is from the annotation of a GenBank genome assembly.